GUAAAUUUCAGUCUCUCAUUGGUGUAAAUCGGCCAAUACGAUUAUUAAUGCGACUUAAGCGGGAAAGUUUCUUUAUUCUUUAACAAAACACGAUUUAGCAUAUGACAUAUGCGCCGUUUGUACCAUGCACUAUAGUUGGUUUUCUCAGCCACUUAAUUCAUGUUUGUGGUGUUUUUAGGCAGCUUUGUUAUGGUGUGUCAAUUGGUGUGAGCUUUGUUUGGUAUAAUGGUUCUACCAGUAUGACCAUUUUCAUUAAAUCCUUAUAUCAUGCUGAUUGGACUGUAGUGAUUGCAAAGUAUAGAACAAAAUUCAUGAUGAUAAGGACUGAGAACCGGAUGAAAUUGUUGUCAAUGAAGGAAACAGUGGUUGAGAUGGCAAAGGUCAAUGGAGCGAGAGUUACGGGUUUGUUCUGAGAAAGGCUUUGGAGUUGAAGUCAAGUGAUGGCAAGCGUUGGUUUGGUGAUAAGUGAAGCAUGUCAUGAGAUUGGGGCAAAAUGGCAAAUGGUAGUAAAAACUAUUGGAGCUAAAGUCGAGUAAAGCUGGCCAGAAAUAGAAACAUGGAUCAAUACUGGAAACUCUGGAAAACGGAAUACGAAAAGAUACAUUUGGACUGAUGUGGUAUGACAUCAUAUAUGUAUCUGGCCGUGAGGGGAAUUCCCAAUGUGAGUAUUCCCAAUUUCUGGUAAACACUGUAUUUAUAAUUUGGCGUACUGGUGUCAAAUCCAUUGACAAAUUUUUUCUCGUCGAGUUCCUUACAAUUUUGCACGAAAGUUUAUGAUAAAAAUGCAAGUCGAUUGGAAAGACAUUUGUCGAAGACAACGUUAUUUUAUCCGAGAAAUUGACCCAUUGAAAGUGAUAAGGGUUAUGCAAGAUGUUUUAACACCAGAAGACUGCGAGAAUAUAAGAACAGCGUGUACGAAUCACGGAACGAUUAUUGCUGUUCAAAACCAUUUGCUUGAGCGAUUGAAAAGACGUGGUCCCAAUUCAUUGCCGAAAUUCGUUUUAGCAUUACGGCAAACCGGACAAGAACACGCUGCUCAACUUAUUGAUCCUAAGAUGAAAGUGAGCGGAGUUCUUUCAAUUUGUGGUAGGGAUGAUAGAGUUCUGGAACCAGGUGUUGCCGCAGACAUCAGAGUAAACAUUCAAUUGGUUGAUUUUGCUGAUGACCAGUUACAGAAAGUAAAAAAAUUGUGUGAAAAAUAUGAAGUCUCUCACAGUGAAGAUACAUUAUCCCUUCGUCAACAUUUUAAAAGUUUUCUUGGUGAAGAUACAUGUGACUUUAUUUCACUUGUCAAGACAAAUUGGUCAGAACAAAUGCCAUUAAUUUUAAUUUUUCGUAUUUCGAACCUUGAUGUGGCUUGUGUACUCAUGAAAGAAUAUGAAAAUGGCAACCUCAAGUCAAGCAUUAUUAAAAAGCUUUGCAGUUAUAACUUUGGAGACAUUUGUUUUCAAGAUUUGAACUUUAACCUUGUCAUUGAACCAGAUGAAUCAAAGAAAGUGAUUGAAACACUCAAUAACUCUGGUGAUUCUGUUGGCGUUCUUGUUGACGGUAUGGAAAAGUUGGAGCUGAAACUACGCGACUACCAGGAUGAUCUCGUGAAACCUGCCUUAGAAGGAAAGAACACCAUCAUUUGUGCACCAACAGGGAGUGGCAAGACAUUUGUUGCCAUGGAAGCGAUUAAGCAACACGUGAGCAGCUCGAGGCAUAAAUUUGUCGCCUUCAUUGUUGACAACGUCAGCCUUGUGGAUCAACAGGAAUGUAAUUUAGCACAAUAUCUUCCCGAGUCUGUUGGAAUCUCGAGUCUCUGUGGAAGUAAUUCGCACGCAUACUCUCUGCCUCAACUCCUUGAGGAAUAUCAAGUGAUAGUAUUGACUGCGCAGGUCUUGGUUAAUUCCCUGAAGAGAGAUAAAACAGAUGCACCGGGAGAAAAGGAGCUAACAAUUGGGCAGUUUUCUCUCCUUGUGUUCGAUGAAUGCCAUCAUGCAAUAAAGAAACAUCCUUACAAUGAAAUCAUGCGAUUUUAUUUGAGGCAAAAAUUGGAGAAACCCAAUUUAAGCCGACCUCAAAUCAUUGGUCUCUCAGCCUCGCUCGGUAUUGGAACUGGUAACAAUGGUUCUGGGUUUUCGGCAGAGAAGCAUAUUAUGGAGCUCUGUGCGAACUUAGAUGUACAAGAAAUAAAGCUCUACGAGGGAACACAACUUGCUAGUACUCGCAUUAUACCAUUUUCCCGGGAACAAGAGAACGCGUUCAGAGCAACUGUCGAUUCUGUCAUGCGGCGAAUAGAAGUCAUGAUUUCCGAGAAAGAUUUUGAAAAAUCUGGCUCCAUCCUCACGGAAGUCAGCGAUAUGAAAAUUGGGUGGUGGAGAUGCUCAAGAAAGAACUGGGGCGCGAUCUUUAUUGCGUGUUUUGAGCAUCUAAAAGAAUACAACAAUUCUUUAAUGAUUAAUGAAGAUGUCCGCUCUGAGGAUGCCCUUCGCUAUCUAAAGGAAAAUAUAAACUAUAAGUCAUCGACCGAUAUGGAAAGAAACUUUGUGUGCUAUUUGACGAUGCUGUUUCGGCUAUCGAAUGCUCCAUCCCAGUGGUGA
This is a messenger RNA of Xenia sp. Carnegie-2017, 2585 nucleotides long. RefSeq names its product interferon-induced helicase C domain-containing protein 1-like. The record is from RefSeq and is a predicted model, not a curated record. Gene Ontology annotation, cellular component: cytoplasm. Gene Ontology annotation, biological process: regulation of apoptotic process. Bases 774 to 2585 code for a protein of 603 amino acids. The transcript has 9 exons. Lineage: Eukaryota; Metazoa; Cnidaria; Anthozoa; Malacalcyonacea; Xeniidae. Gene Ontology annotation, molecular function: ATP binding; DNA binding; hydrolase activity.